UGUACGACAGCGAUUGCCUACUGGGGCCCAAUAGAUCUACAUUUUGACUGGAGAGAUCUUUACGAAGGAUAAACGUUUUUUUUUUGCUGACGCUAUCAGAGGAACAAUGCGUUUUUUCCCAGUAACAAAGCCAUAUGUUCUGCUUCUCCCUGCUUCUGGAUUAAUCCUGAUUGUAGGGUAUCGGAUCUUCUGGUUGUUCAGGGAAAAAAUCAGCAGAUGUAUUCCAGUUGAAGAUGACACACUGAGCACCAGCCCAGAGUAUCAAGAGUUCACGUUCAGGACCAAAGAAUGGAACAUGGUCAUUCCUGACAUGUCAUCAUACAAUCAACCCAGAAUCUUGGUGGGACGUACUGAUGUGGUAUCAGUGACCCCAUGGUUGGCACCCAUUGUCUGGGAAGGCACCUUUGACCCAGUGCUCACUGACAACAUCUACAAGCCCAUGAACCUCACCAUAGCCACCACAGUGUUUGCUGUAGGAAAAUAUGUCAGCUUUCUCAAAGAUUUCCUGGAGACUGCGGAGAAACACUUCAUGAUCAACUUCAGGGUGCGCUACUAUGUUUUCACUGAUCGUCCCAAUGAAGUUCCUUCAGUGAACCUGAGUGGAGGGAGACAUCUGACAGUGAUCUCAAUCCCAGGUUCAAACCGCUGGCAGGAGAUUUCAGCACAGAGGAUGAAGAUCAUCCACAACACCAUCGAAACUCAGAUCCACAAGGAGGCCGACUACAUCUUCUGUCUUGAUGUGGACAGCAAGUUCCAUUUUCGUUGGGGUGCAGAGUCUCUUGGAAGGCUGGUGUCUGUGAUUCACCCAGGCUACUAUGAUACAACUCGUAACAACUUCCCAUAUGAACGGCGUCCAGCCUCGAAGGCCUUUAUGUCCAUGGACCAGGGUGAUUAUUACUAUGGUGGAGCCGUGAUCGGAGGGCUUGUGGAGGAUGUGUACAAACUAACUAAGGAAUGUCAUAAAGAAUUUGAAGAGGAUGCCAAGAAUUCCAUCGAGGCCGCUUGGCAGGAGGAGAGCCACCUCAACAGGUACCUGUACUACAACAAGCCCAGCAAGGUGUUGUCUCCAGAGUAUCUGUGGCAAGACUUCAAGGCCAGAACAAGAGAAGUCAAAGUGAUUCGCUUCUCUGGGGUCAUUAAAAACUAUGCUGCAAUUCGUCCCAAUGAAUAAAACUAAAAUGUGGAUAGAGAAAUUAAAUAACUCAUUAGGUCAAAUACAUUCAUUGAAACCAAAGAUGUAAUCUUAUACCAAUGGUUUUCUUUUCUUUUUACCAAACCUUUUGAAUGACCAAUGCCAAUGCAAUCAAUUGGAUUAUAUGCAAUGGUAUCAACAAAGAAAGUGGAGAACACCACUUAGCUUUGUACACUGUGGCCAGGCUACAUGAUCUGUGAUUUCAGUGAAUAUGGUUGGUCAAGACAUGGUCAGAGCUUGCUUUACCACUCCUGUGUGAAAGACAAAGUGAAGUUGGACAGGAGCUGAGAAUUCAUCAGGCAAACUGGUAAAAAAAACUGCCACUUUUCAGCUUAAAUAAAAUGCUUUUCUAAAUCCAAAAUGGGGCCGCUGCACAUGCUUGAAAGGUUCUGUGGUAAAGUGACCUCGCCACAUGUUCACUGGCUGCAUGGAAUCGCUACUCAGAAUUGUGCUGACCCAGAACAACUCACUUUUAAUUUAGUUCAUUAAAACACAAUGACUGGUAAUUUUAGGUUAUAUUGUAUUAAAAAGUGGAAAACUAGAAUGUAAUAUGAGU
Molecule: messenger RNA, 1748 nt
Organism: Esox lucius (northern pike)
Lineage: Eukaryota; Metazoa; Chordata; Actinopteri; Esociformes; Esocidae
Product: globoside alpha-1,3-N-acetylgalactosaminyltransferase 1-like
Exons: 7
Coding region: 107-1171 (354 amino acids)
Biological process (GO): carbohydrate metabolic process
Cellular component (GO): Golgi apparatus; vesicle; membrane
Molecular function (GO): hexosyltransferase activity
Source: RefSeq, a predicted model, not a curated record